GUUACUUUUUCCCGACACUACCUUCCUCCUAACAUAUAGUCUAGAGAAGUAUAAGAGAGUGCCAGGCGAAAUGAAUGACGAAAAAGAAUUACAAUGUGAAUCUGUAUCGAAAUUAGAAAAACUAAUGGCAAAUCAAUGGGCAGAUAUUCAUAGACCAGGCCCUAUUAAUACCGAUAAACAAGAUAUGGGAAUGAAUAAACCGAGUCGUUCCGUAUUAAGGAUGUUUGAUCCAUUGCACGUAAGCCCUGAAAAAGAGGAACUAAAAGAAAUUUCCAAGUCAAUUGAAGAAUUACCAAAAAAUUAUGGAACAAUAAAAACUGAGGAAUGUGCCACCUCGUUAGCUUUCUUUGAUGAGGUUACGGAAAAGAUAGAGUAAUACAGCUUUUAAUUUUUAAUUUUAAAAAUGGAUUUUGUUCGUUAAUUUGUUCUCUUAUAAUAAUAAUAAUUUUUUUCGAUAGUAUUAGUAUUACAUUUUUAUAUGUUACUACUUACUUUAAAACUAUAUAUAUGUCCAUCCAUACGUAGUUAUAAAGUACAAUGUUAUUUAUAUUUUUAUUUUAUCUGAGUGACAUGUUAAAAAUUUAUGUAAUGAU
Anoplophora glabripennis (Asian longhorned beetle) is the source of this 593-nucleotide messenger RNA. RefSeq lists its product as uncharacterized. The coding region runs from base 71 to 376 and encodes 101 amino acids. The transcript has 5 exons. NCBI's taxonomy places the organism in Eukaryota, Metazoa, Arthropoda, Insecta, Coleoptera, Cerambycidae. The record is from RefSeq and is a predicted model, not a curated record.